UACUGCAAGUAGAUAUGGAAAUGUGCACACAGAAAAGAAUAAAAGCAAAGAUAGUACCUGGAGGAUGCAUUAGUCUAAUAUGGCCAAAACUGUCUACAGAUGCAGUGGAGGUUUAAAAGAGAUUCAGACAGGAAUUGUCUUUUGAAGAUGGAUGGUGAUAGCUCCACAACGGAUGCUUCUCAGUUAGGAAUUGCUGGAGAUUACAUUGGUGGCAGUCACUAUGUGAUACAGCCUCAUGAUGACACCGAGGACAGCAUGAAUGAUCACGAAGAUACAAAUGGCUCAAAAGAGAGUUUUAGAGAACAAGAUAUAUAUCUUCCAAUUGCAAAUGUGGCAAGGAUAAUGAAAAAUGCCAUACCCCAAACAGGAAAGAUUGCUAAGGACGCAAAGGAAUGUGUGCAAGAGUGUGUAAGUGAAUUCAUCAGCUUUAUAACGUCAGAAGCAAGUGAGAGGUGUCACCAAGAGAAAAGAAAGACCAUCAAUGGAGAGGAUAUUCUCUUUGCCAUGUCUACCUUGGGGUUUGAUAGUUAUGUUGAACCUUUGAAGUUAUACCUCCAAAAAUUCAGAGAGGCAAUGAAAGGAGAAAAGGGAAUUGGGGGAACAGUUACAACUGGAGAUGGUCUAAGUGAGGAGCUCACAGAGGAAGCAUUUACUAACCAGUUGCCAGCAGGCUUGAUAACUACAGACGGCCAACAGCAGAAUGUUAUGGUCUACACAACAUCGUAUCAACAGAUCUCUGGAGUUCAACAAAUUCAGUUCUCAUGAUUUGAAGAAAACUUUGUAUCUGGGAACAUGAGACGGAAAAGCUGUGCAACUCUAACGAAGAGGCAGUUUUAAUGACUGGUGAAGAGAUUUAUCUCUUUGUAUAUUAAAUAGCUGUAAUGUAGCUACCUGAAGCUUGACUAAUUGAGGUGUGAGUUCUGACUCAAAUCUUUUUCAUGAUGAUUUUAAAAAAAAAAAAAUUGGAUUUUAAAGGUAUUAAAAGUAUUUUUGUUUUGUACAAGAGUUUGUUGCUCUGUAUAACUCCUGUAUGCAUUGUAUAUUGCAAUUUAUUACUGUCAGAGAUUUGUAGACAGUUUCUUAUUUUCAUAUUGAAUCAUGUUACUUUUGUAAUUCAGGUAAACAGCUGGGUUAAUUCAUGUUUACCCUUUGAAUAAAAUUGUAAGGGUAAAGUUAAUUUUUGAAUGCAAGUUGCCUUUAUUAUAAAGAUUGAGUUGGUCUUGGUUAUGUAACUUGUCUUGCAUGACAACCUCAACUAACGUUACAUGUCGGCAUAUUUAUUGAAAUUUUGAAAGGGACUUUUUUCUUCAUGAAACUAGCAGCUCAAAAGAAUUGUUACAACUGGGUUUUUUUUUUUAUGUAACUUCAUAAUUAAAAGUUAAUCAAAACCAACCAAUGCUCUACUACAUUUAGGGACUUAGAGCUUAUCAACAGCGUUGAUGAAAACGCUGACUGUGUGCGAUGCAGGUCUUCAUUUCAUUUCAUUUUUUUUUCAGUUGCAUUAACUCUCCUUAGACUUACUUUGAUAUAUUUAAGGUAGUCUUUGUGCUACUGAAAUAACUCUUCCUUUUUAUGUAUGGUUUUUAGAAUCCAAAACUUAGAAAUUCAAGGGUAGUGAGGGGGGGAUUUUAUAGUCCUUGUGGUAAAAGAUAUCAUUUUAACUUUUUACUGAAACGUUUUAAGGUUUCUUGUGAGACUGUGGGAACUCAACUGUGUUAGCGACUUUCUGUGUACAGGCUGCGUGUGU
Messenger RNA from Pelecanus crispus (Dalmatian pelican), 1747 nucleotides. The record is from RefSeq and is a predicted model, not a curated record. Lineage: Eukaryota; Metazoa; Chordata; Aves; Pelecaniformes; Pelecanidae.